This is a messenger RNA of Funneliformis caledonium, 216 nucleotides long. Lineage: Eukaryota; Fungi; Glomeromycota; Glomeromycetes; Glomerales; Glomeraceae. The record is from the annotation of a GenBank genome assembly.
AUGAUAUUGGUGGGCAAUGGUAUAGGCACUAUUUGUCAGUUUCCACCUGCAACCUAUAAACUUGAAGAUGACAAAGAAGAAUUAACACAAUGUAUAAAGGAAAUAAAGUGCAGGUUGGAAAAUAUGGGAACUAUGCUUGCUGAUAGCAAUGAAGCCAUGCGUUGCAAGUAUAUUUCAACCAUCCUUUACGCCUCGCUAUAUAUCGUUAAAGAAUAA